Messenger RNA from Dentiscutata heterogama, 749 nucleotides. The record is from the annotation of a GenBank genome assembly. Lineage: Eukaryota; Fungi; Glomeromycota; Glomeromycetes; Diversisporales; Gigasporaceae.
UUGCUAAAACAUUAGUUCAUUUACAAAAAUUGGGUUUAAUGUCAAUUGUUGUCUUGGAUAAUGAUGAUUGGAAAGAAAUGAUAAAAGAAGGUCCAUCUCGAUUCAACGAAUUGAGAACGUGGAUGAUAAAGGAUGCCGAAAAUAUUGGUGAAGCAAUUGAAAUAUGUGGAGGAAAUUCUAUUCCAAUUUAUGAUAGUGUAUUUACACUUACAAAUGGUACAAAUAAACUUAUUCCUAAAAAGGAUACAAAUAAACAACAUCGUUAUUUCAAGCUUCCUGGACGAACUUUAGCAACUGAUGUCGACGCAAAAAUAAAUGUUUCAUUGCAUUGGCUUAAAUGGUGUUAUGAAUUAGGUCAAAUCCCUCUUAUUCUUCCCAUAGCUCUUGAUGGUUUAUUAAUUCAAAGAACUAUUCCUCCAAACUCUGGGAUGAUUGAAUUAUCCCGUGCUUUAUCUAAUCCUUCUAAUGCUAAUUUCAUGCAUCUAAAAACUCCUGAGCUAGAACCAAUGAAAAUCAUUGUUAUCAACUCGGAAGGUGGAAUUCCAUCCGAGGAUCGUAAAGGUUCUCACGUUUUUAUUAAUAUUCAACAAGAAUAUGAUUAUCUAAAACAAAGUUAUAAGGUCAAUCCACAUUGGAAUUUCACUCAUCCCACUGGCCUUGAAAAUUUGGAAAUGAUAAAAUCUUGUUUGGAAAAUCUUCCUUCUACUUCGUCAGCUAUCAUGGUUCCUGCUUAUUCUUCCGCUACACUA